Molecule: messenger RNA, 3526 nt
Organism: Dendronephthya gigantea
Lineage: Eukaryota; Metazoa; Cnidaria; Anthozoa; Malacalcyonacea; Nephtheidae
Exons: 34
Coding region: 456-3227 (923 amino acids)
Source: RefSeq, a predicted model, not a curated record
AAAAUCUUUUAUCUGUUGAGCUGAAAUAGUGCAAUAUUGCCAAGUGCCGAGUCUGCCGACUGGGUGGGGAACCCAGUGUAGCUCAGCUCAAAAGAGUACACCGUUACUGAUAUUUACCUAUAUUGUCCAUCUUUCAAUUUUGAGGUUAUACUACGUAAACACAAGUUUUACUUAACGAAUAGUGGUGCAUUAUUGAAGUCAAAAGCUCAACGCGGAAUGAUGUCUUCAGAUUCCGUCCCUUCUGGUCCCUGCCACUGGUCCCUGCAGACUGGGAACAAGAAUAUUUUUAGUAUUAAUUUUCCCGCUAUUUUUUAUUUUCAAAACGACAACAUGAGCGAAGAUAAUAUAACUUUUACACUAUUUUAAGGAGAUGCUGUCGUUCAUUUUUCCAUUCAUACUAGAGACAUGGGACAUACAUAGUAUAUACUUAUGCAAACACCUUUAAGAGGGUUUUAAUGGCGACAACUCCAAUCACAAUACCACCAGAAUGGAGGCAUCAAGAACGUGACCUUGAAGAAGUCAUUCCUAAAGCUAUUACAUUAUUCCAUGAAACUUCAGAACACCAAGAAAAAAUUGAUGUUUUUUCAUUUCUGUGUCAUGGAUUGCUACCAAAGUUGUCUUUAACAACAUUAGAAGAAACUCUCUUACGUCAUGUGUUUUCAGAUUUGUUUUGUUGCAUUGAGAAGAUUUUUCUUGAAAUAGAGGAUAUUAUUCAACUUAAAGAUGAACAGAACACUAUAGCAAAUAGAUCACAACUUUUACAUGAUCUUCUUUGGGUGGUGAUAACUGUAUUAGAAUGCAUCGAAGCAUGUGUGCAACAUAUUUCCAAGACAUUUCAAUGUAUCAGAAUUCAUGAAAUCGACUCUCUCCCUGUACCAGUUCUGAUGAUCAUCAAGUCAACAUUCAUGCACUGUCAGAAAAGCGAGGCCUCUUAUGGAAAGUUGUUUAGUCAUUUUUCUGAGGAUCUGUCACAACUUUUCAGAAAGUCCUUUGAGUUGCAAAAGCUUCUUCUCGAUCUGAUAUGUGUUAAAAUAGAAGCACUGAAUACCAGCAGCUCAGAAAAAGAUCUUCAGAACAUUAUUUCAGUAUGUGACAAUCUUCUGGAUAUUUGUGAGAUCACUGAACGAUUUGACGGAAACAUGACGCUUGGUAUGUGGAAAUCAUUAAUGAGGUUAGUUAUGAAAAACAAAGAAGUGAUCAAAAACCAUCUUCAGAGCGAUAGAUUUGUGUCUCAGAUGUGUGCUACAAUUAAAGUAAGACUGCAAAGUUUUGAAAAUCUUACGGACAGUAAAGAUAAUGCAGAAGCAGACUUGACAAAUGAAUCAUCGUCUUUGAAGUUUUUGAAGAUUUUGAAGUUUUUGUUCAAGCUGUUAAUAAAUUUUGUCCAGAGUUUUCAAGAUUUUCUUCUGGCAACCGCAUUCAAGGAUAUCAUUGAGCUGAUAUUUUUAGUAAUAAAGCAGUCGUCAAGGACUCUAUCUUCGGAAGAUACCAGAACCUCUCUCAUGAUCGUGAUUGAGUCGUUUCUUAAGGUCGUGGUGUUAAACAAGAAAUUCGCAGAUUUAUUAACCAAGGUUCACCAAGAAAUUGUUUCAAAGGACAACUUUCCACGCUGUUACACUUUAGCAAACGUCGCAGUUUUACUGCCCCUUGUUCCAGAGGAGGUGUCUUCGUAUUGGAUAAAACCAACAAAUUACACUGAGGAAGAACCACGUAUUUCUAUCUUUGAAGCCUUGUUAAACAGUUGCGAUGCAUGUUUCGUUGAAAUGUCUCUUCCAGUUCUGCUUCCAGGGAUGAUGUGUAACGGUAAAGCUCAAAGAAUGGUGAGCUUGUACGAAUACGUUGUAUCACGUUUGUCAGCCUCGAUCUCAGCAAUCUCAUCUCAACAUUUCCAUAUUAUCGAAAAUAUUCUUUUAAGAAGUGUUCUUCAUCAUAGUACAAUCAGAUCCUCCAUUGCCACAGAUGUGUGGUGUUUUAUAUCGAGAUGGAUGACUGCCGAUCUAUGUUAUAAUCAUGUGAAACUUUUUCUUCAUUGGCUAAGUUCUGUUUCAUGGACAUGUAAUAAACAGAAGAACAAAAUGUGUACUUUGGUACGCAGACUCUUGCCUCUAGUGGCACAGGAGCACCAGGAGUUGCUUGUUUAUGAAUACCCCCCUGACUGUUUUGACAACUUAGAAAUCUGGUCUGUUGUUCCUGUUCACAAAAUGAUCGAGUCUGUACGAACCCAGGUGACCCAAGCAACAGUGCACGUCUCAAUUUCCUUUUUCCAAGAAUGGUUAAAGAAGAAAAAUUCGCAACCUGAACUGGAAAAGACACUGAAUUGUCUACAAAACGUAUUAACUCACCCGAUUGUCUUUGAUUGCUUCUCAGAAGAUCUGAAAUCUGACUUGAUUAUUAUCAUAAUUUGUCUAUUUGAUGCUUUUAUAAAUACACCCAAACAGAUCUCAGAUUUUUGUUGGACGAGCUUCGUUGAUAUUUUUAUUUCAGUCGUGCCUCUCAUAAGUGGACAAGAUUUUACCAAGGUCCUACACAACCUUGCGAAAGCUGUUAACCUUCAUAAAGAUGACUAUUUGAACGUAUAUUUUGCACGUCUGAUGGCUGAAUGUGGGAAACUUACCUUCGCAAUUGGGCAGAAUGAGUCAACUUCAAUUGCAAAGAUUUUCCGUGCACUGAUCUCUUCAAAUUUGUGGUUAGUGCACAAUGAAGCUUUCACAGCGUUAAAACGAUUUGCCGAGGUUACUCCUUACACGCCUGUCUUGGAAGAAUGUGUUCCAGAUGAAAUGAAAGAAGAUUUUCAAAAGUUUAUCUGUAGCAUUCCGUAUAGCAGAUGUGAGGCCGACGAUCUCGAUGCGAUGAUAGUUCAAAAACUUAAAGAGCAAACCACGCCUUUAGGACCAGUGGCCAAGAUCGGAGAUACCGAACAGAAUAUAAAAGUUGUGGCAAAUUGUUCAAGUCCAGAAAUAUGGCCGUCAAACUCUGAUAAUAAAGAGUUGGAAAAACGAAAACGCGAAGUUACAGAUGAUGAAAGUGAUGCUAAACGAACCAAGGUUGAAAGUCUUCAAACUUCAAAAGAGGACGAAGAAACAUUAACAUCGACGUUGGAAGAAUUAUCGAAACAUUUAAUAACCCUUCAAGAAAUACACUCACGAAAUCUUCAUUUGCCGCCCGAAGUUUGCGAGAAGUUGAAGUCAAUGAAGGCUUUGUUGGAAACAAUGGUAAAAUCUAUUUAAUACUCCUUUUAAAUUAUACUAUACAAUAUUUUAUCUGUAAGUAUAAAAGUAGUCUUUAUAUUAGAUACUUCCUGAGGAUCAAGGUUGCUAUAACAAUUAAAGACAAAAGAUGUGACCACCGGCCUGAUAUAUAUAUAUGGAUAAAUUAAUUAUUUUUUUGCCUUCGGGUUACUUUACCAAUCAAUAUAGUCAUAUAAGUAGGCAUAAUCAGCACAGGUUCUUAGACCGCUGUUCUGCCAAUUGCACAAUCGAACUAAUUGGGAUUGGGAACCGGAGUUUAAGUCUCUGGUCUAAUUAUA